UAAGCUCGGGUAGAAAUGGUAGUUUUUGAUAUACACGAGCUGAAAAUGGUCAAUAUGUCUCGCACUCCCUCUGCAACAACAACAUCUUCUCCUUUCUUGCAUGUUUUGGUUCGUACAGCUGGAAAAAUGGGCAUCCACAACCUCUUUCGAUCCACUCUCAGAGCCCAGCUUGGUUUGUAUGUAAAACAAUUUGCCGCCACCACAAGUUUGCAGGAGCGUCUGCUUCCACUUCCCAUACUAGCCAGAUUAAGCAGUACAGGGGCAUCUUUGCAAAAGGAAGAUAAAACAGCAGAUUUGAAAAAUGAUGAAGGGUUUAAGGGGCACGAGAUGCUUGCACCUUUCACGGCAGGGUGGCAGUCUUCUGAUUUGAAUCCUUUGGUAAUAGAAAAGUCUGAGGGCUGCUAUGUUUAUGACAUAAAUGGGAAAAAAUAUCUAGAUUCUCUCGCUGGUCUGUGGUGCACAGCUUUAGGGGGAAGUGAACCUCGACUUGUUGCUGCUGCAACUGAACAGUUGAAUAAGUUGCCAUUCUACCAUUCCUUUUGGAACCGUACUACAAAACCUUCCUUGGAUCUGGCAAGGGAACUUUUAGAAACUUUUACGGCAACAAAAAUGGCAAAAGCCUUCUUUGUAAACAGUGGAUCAGAAGCCAAUGAUACUCAGGUGAAGCUGGUUUGGUAUUACAAUAAUGCACUUGGAAGACCAAAUAAAAAGAAAUUUAUAGCUCGAGAGAAGUCGUAUCAUGGUUCAACUUUGAUAUCAGCUAGUCUUUCUGGCCUUCCUGCUUUGCACCAAAAAUUUGAUCUGCCAGCUCCAUUUGUAUUGCAUACUGAUUGCCCUCAUUACUGGCGCUUUCAUCUUCCAGGAGAAACAGAGGAGGACUUCUCAACCAGAUUAGCCAAUAAUUUGGAGAAUCUUAUCCUCAAAGAAGGACCAGAGACGAUUGCUGCUUUCAUUGCUGAACCUGUCAUGGGGGCAGGAGGCGUUAUACCUCCUCCUGCAACAUAUUUUGACAAGAUUCAAGCUGUUGUAAAGAAAUAUGACAUUCUUUUUAUUGCGGAUGAGGUGAUUUGUGCAUUUGGAAGGCUGGGCACAAUGUUUGGGUGUGACAAGUACAACAUAAAACCAGACCUUGUGUCCCUUGCAAAGGCCCUUUCUUCUGCAUAUAUGCCUAUUGGAGCUGUACUUGUGAGCCCCAAAGUAUCAGAAGUCAUACAUUCUCAAAGCAACAAACUCGGUACUUUUUCUCAUGGAUUUACUUAUUCUGGACACCCAGUAUCCUGUGUCGUUGCAAUUGAAGCACUGAAGAUCUACAAAGAAAGAAAAAUUGCCGAUCAAGUAAAGAGCAUUUCCCCGAUGUUCCAAGAUGGUGUAAAAGCAUUCUCGGACAGUCCCAUAAUUGGGGAGAUUCGGGGAACUGGAUUGAUUCUUGGAACAGAGUUUGUAGAUAAUAAGUCCCCUAGUGACCCAUUCCCUCCUGAAUGGGGGAUAGGCUCUUAUUUUGGAGCACAAUGUGAGAAGCAUGGAAUGUUAGUACGUGUAUCAGGAGAUAACAUAAUGAUGUCUCCUCCAUUUAUUAUCUCCCCCAAAGAAAUUGACGAGCUAAUAAGCAUUUAUGGAAAAGCGUUGAGGGCUACUGAAGAGAGGGUGAAGGAACUCAAGUCUCAGCAGAAAUAGUUUGAUGUUGAUAAUGCCGAAAAAUCACCUUGCUUCAUGUAAAGCAACAUCAAUUAUCUUAGUGACUUGUGAGACAAAUGGCAUUUUUUUUUUUUUUGAUAUCGAGACAGAUGGUAUUAAAUAAAGCAUCUAUGUUAUAACC
Messenger RNA from Carya illinoinensis, 1816 nucleotides. RefSeq names its product gamma aminobutyrate transaminase 1, mitochondrial-like. NCBI's taxonomy places the organism in Eukaryota, Viridiplantae, Streptophyta, Magnoliopsida, Fagales, Juglandaceae. The transcript is spliced from 20 exons. Gene Ontology annotation, biological process: biotin biosynthetic process. Bases 16 to 1674 code for a protein of 552 amino acids. The record is from RefSeq and is a predicted model, not a curated record. Gene Ontology annotation, molecular function: pyridoxal phosphate binding; S-adenosyl-L-methionine:8-amino-7-oxononanoate transaminase activity.